AUGGGAAAUAAAUAAAGUGAAAAUUAAUAUAACAAAGAACAUAAUGAAAAGAUGUUAGAUUGUUUAAGUAUAGUAGUAAAUUUAUUAGUUAGUAAUUGAAAAUCGAAAUUAUAUAGAAGUAUUAAUCAGGAAGGCAGGUAGAGUGAGUAAAGAAUACUCUUUUCUAACACCUCCGAUUGGAAAAGGAAAGUAUAGUGAAAUUCGAAAAAUAAUAAAUAAAAAGACCGGAAUAAUGAGAGCAGUAAAAAUAAUAUAGAAAAAUGUAUCUAAUAAGGUAGAAGGAAAGAUAAUUAAUGAAAUCAAUACUUUAGAAAUGUUAGAUCAUCCAAACAUAGUAAGAGUAAAUGAAUAUUUCUCUGAUGAUAGAUUUCAUUAUAUCAUAACAGAAUAUUAUUCAGGAGGAGAGUUAAUAGAUCACAUUGAUAAAUAAAGAGUAUUUACUGAAAGUUAGGCUGCAAAAAUAAUUUAUGUGCUACUUUAUACUAUAAAUUAUUGUCAUAAGAAGUAAAUAUGUCAUAGAGAAAUAAAACCAGAAAAUAUAUUAUUUGAUAGAAAUUCAGAAGAUUCAUUACCUAUAUUAAUAGAUUUUGGUAGUUGUAGUAAAAUGGAUCAUAAAAUGACUAGUUAACCUAAUCAUCCAUAUUUUUAAGCUCCUGAAUUAAUAUUAGGAAAUUAUCAUAGUGGAGUUGAUAUAUGGGCAAUAGGAGUUAUUUUAUAUUUACUUUUAUGCGGAUAUCCUCCAUUUAGAGGAAGAACAGAUGAAUUAAUAAUAAAGAGUAUUAUUAAAAAUGAAGUUGAGUUUGAUGAUCCUGAAUGGGAUAAUAGUUCAGAAGAAUCUAAAAAUUUAAUUUUAAAAUUGUUAUAAAAGGAUCCUAAUAGAAGAAUGACAGCAGAAAUGGCAUUAAAUGAUAUAUGGAUAUUGAAAAAUUAUGAAUUAAAAGUAUUUGAUGGAUUAAUAAAAAGAGUUGUUACAAAUUUGGCAACUUUUUCAGCAUCUUCAAGAUUAUAAGAAGCUACUUUAAAGUUAAUGGUAUAAUUUUUAGCAACAAGAGAAGAAUUAUCUGAAUUAAGAGUAGUCUUUAUGCAUAUUGAUACUAAAUUAGAUGGAGUUUUAGAUUAAGAUGAAUUACAAGCUGUUAUGUUAAAAUAUUAUGAUUAAAGUUUUGUUCAUUAAUAGAUAAAUAAAAUAUGUUAACAUCCAUUAACUUAUUCUACUUUUUUAACAAGAAGUGUUGAUAGAUAAACUAUGUUGUAAAAAAGUAAGAUAGAAACAGCUUUUAAAUUAAUAGAUCGAGUAAUUUGAUUAAACUAAAUAAUUUUUAGAAUGGAUCAGGUAACAUAUCAGUUGAAGAACUCUAAGAUACUUUUAAGGUUUGCAAUGUAGAAAUUGAGAAUCCAUGGUUAGAAAUCAUGAAUGAAGUAGACAGCAAUCAAGAUGGAAGUUUAUCUUUAUUAGAAUUCAAUCAAAUGAUGAGAUAAUUAUUAGUUUAAUGA
Paramecium sonneborni is the source of this 1494-nucleotide messenger RNA. The record is from the annotation of a GenBank genome assembly. Lineage: Eukaryota; Ciliophora; Oligohymenophorea; Peniculida; Parameciidae.